This is a messenger RNA of Trichoplusia ni (cabbage looper), 4576 nucleotides long. RefSeq names its product host cell factor 1 (gene Hcf). Gene Ontology annotation, biological process: chromatin remodeling; regulation of DNA-templated transcription. Lineage: Eukaryota; Metazoa; Arthropoda; Insecta; Lepidoptera; Noctuidae. The record is from RefSeq and is a predicted model, not a curated record. Gene Ontology annotation, molecular function: protein binding; transcription coactivator activity. The transcript has a single exon. The coding region runs from base 161 to 2680 and encodes 839 amino acids. Gene Ontology annotation, cellular component: histone methyltransferase complex.
GCGAAAGAGAAAGUCGAAUAAGAUUGUGUUACGUAGCUUCGAUUAUUCUGAAUAUUUUCUUCAAAGCUUAUUUACGACGUUUCUCAUUGUCUAUGCUGUAGAUACGCAUCCCGAGCGAUACAUACGGUGUAAAGCUUUUAGUGACAAAUGUAUAGUAAAAAUGAAGGAAAACGCCGUACUUAAGUGGCAAAAAGUAUACAACCCCACCGGCCCGCAACCACGACCUCGCCAUGGCCAUCGCGCGGUCGCCAUAAAAGAUUUGAUGAUAGUUUUCGGCGGCGGAAACGAAGGGAUAGUUCAUGAACUUCACGUCUUCAACACCACCACAAACCAAUGGUUCGUUCCUGUUACGAAGGGAGAAGUCCCUCCAGGAUGCGCGGCGUACGGCUUCGUCGUCGACGGGACGCGUCUCCUCGUUUUUGGCGGCAUGGUGGAGUACGGCAAGUAUUCUAACGAUCUGUACGAACUGCAGGCUUCUCGGUGGGAAUGGAAGCGUCUCAAGCCCCUGCCUCCCAAGCAGGGUCUCCCUCCGUGUCCCCGACUUGGUCACAGCUUCACUCUUCUGAAUGGGAAGGUUUACCUGUUUGGUGGACUGGCCAAUGAGAGCGAUGACCCCAAGAAUAACAUACCCAGGUACCUCAAUGACUUGUAUACCCUAGAGCUGUAUCCAAAUUCUUCAAUGACAGUGUGGGACAUACCCUUGACCUAUGGACAAUCGCCGCCGCCGCGCGAAUCUCACAGUGGGGUCUCUUAUACAGACAGAAGCAGUGGAAAAUCAUCUCUGAUCAUUUAUGGAGGUAUGAGUGGCUCACGUCUCGGAGACCUGUGGGUGCUCGACGUGGACAGCAUGUCAUGGUCACGCCCUGAAGUAGGUGGUCCACCACCACUGCCCCGCUCCCUGCACACUGCCACAGUCAUAGGCCAUCACAUGUAUGUCUACGGUGGCUGGGUACCGCUUGUCCCAGAUGAAUCAAAACUUGCCACACAUGAAAAAGAAUGGAAAUGCACCAAUACCCUUGCCUCACUGAACCUUGAGACAAUGACAUGGGACAACAUAGCUUUAGACAAGUUUGAAGAGUGCGUCCCACGAGCCCGGGCAGGUCACAGCGCUGUCGCCAUCCAGACUAGGUUGUAUAUUUGGUCAGGAAGAGAUGGGUAUCGGAAAACUUGGAACAAUCAAAUCUGCUGCAAGGAUCUAUGGUAUUUAGAGGUUGGAGUACCUCCACAGGCUAACCGCGUCGCGCUCGUGCGUGCUGGCACUACCUCACUAGAACUGUGCUGGCCUGCUAUGAAUACUGUUACUACUUUCCUUCUUCAAGUACAGAAAUGCGGGAAGGUGACACCUGCGCGCUUCCCUACUGCGGCGGAGCCACUAGUCGCCCCUCCGCCAGCUUCGCCCGUAGCCAGCCAACCAGAUGCAAAUAAAGCGUUUGGCAUCACUUCUCCCGUCGCCAGCGGUCUGUCAGCCGCGGCCGAGGUCGCUCGCCCGGCCGCCACCAUCGCCUCUCCGGCGCCGGCGCCCGUCACGCCGCAGAAGAUCGUGCCAGCUGCCAUCAAAGUACCAGCUCAAGCUGCAGUCAAAAUAACACCCAAUACCCCUACUUUAAAACAAGCCACAUACCAGGCGAAAACAGUAGUCAAGUCACCGGCAACACCAGCGACGCCAGGCUCCUCACAGCAGAUAAAGGUAGCCGCUGUGACACCACAGGGAGUGACCAGGAUCGUUAGCGGUGUAGGCACACCCGGCACCGUAAGAGUUUCCACAGCUCAAUCUAACGCGCAGAUCGUGCUGGGCUCCGCUACGGCCGGCGGCGGCUCUACGCCGAGAUACGUGCAAGUUAAAACCGGCACCAGUGCCGGCGUACCAGUCAAACUUGGCGCUGGCAAUAUGCCUGUCAAACUUGCCGGCAAUGCGGUACCCCUGAAGAUAGGCGCAGCAAAUCUCCAGGGUAAAAUAACAGCCAACAGUGUACAGAAAGUAGGUCAGGUAGCCACCACCAACAUGCCACUGAAAUUGGGUGCUGGCAAUGUUAAAAUUGGAACGAGUAAUGUUCUUGUUAAAACUGCAGGAGGUGUACCUAUCCAGGCUGGUGUUAAUCUUCAAACGAAAGUGGCAGCUGGUGUUCCUGUGAAAUUGGGAGCUGGAAACCUGCCUGUAAUAGCGAGCAGCGGCGGUGCGAUACAGAUUGCCAGCACUGCGCUCGGCGGCCAACAAGUGAAGACGCCAGUCUACAAGAUAGUUACGGCGAAGUCAGGCGAGCAAACAGCGACGUCGACAGCGAGCGCGGUGGCCGGCGGAGCCACGGUGCUGCGGCAGGCGGGCGGCAACGCUGGCAUCCCCGUCAUCAUCAAAAAGACCCCCGGCGCUAACGCACAGACUAGCAAUGCCCCGCAGUAUGUGACUCUUGUGAAAACCUCUACUGGUAUGACAGUCGCGACGAUGCCUAAAGUGGCGAUGAUGCAGAACCGGCCCAGCGCACCCGCCACGGCGCAGGCGCAGAGCAUCGCGCCCGGCGCCACGAUCGUGAAGCUAGUGUCGACGAAUACGGUUGGCGGCAACAAGAUCAUCACGCUGCCGUCCAACAUGCUGCAGCUGGGUAAGUCCGGCGUGGGCGGCAAGCAGACCAUCGUGAUCACCAAGUCGGCGAGCCAGGCGGCGCAGUCCAGCCAGCAGCAGUGAGCGCGGCCGGCGCACCGCUGAACUGACGAGUAUUCUCAGAGGGAGAGUCCCCCGAGCGAGGGAGGGAGCGGGGCGCCCGGCGCGCACACUGUGUGACUUAUGCGGUGGUGUUUUAGAUUGUAAAUUUCAAUAUUAAAAACACUGAGUGCGUUUCUCAGACUACAGUAUAUUCUAAAUCAUAUUGAAUAUAGUAUAUGAGUCUUUUAUAUGUUAUAUGGGUCUGUGUAGAAAAUGUCCUCAUAGAGUUUUUACUAAAAAUAUUUUAUUUACUCUUAUAAAUUAAUUAUAUUAAUGUAUGUGACUAUGCACCCAAUUUCUACAUAUGUUCAGAUCUGUGCCCGUGUUGUAAAAUUGAUAUACAUGAAUGUAUGAGUUCUCUAUCAGAUGUUGACGGCCCCAAUAGGAGUUUACACUUAAGUGCCUGUUGUGCAGUUUUAUGCUUUGAUGUUGACCGGGACUAGGUGUUUGAGAAUAUAAUUAAUUAUUUUUGGAGGAAGAUGUCACAUAACACAGAAUAAUUCAUGUUAAUUGUAAGACUUAAGUUUUAAUACUUGUAUUAGAUAUUUUUGUAUGUUAUUGGAUUUUGUUAUACAAAUAUGUUUAGUAAAGCUGUUUUCAAAAAUUCAUUCUGGUUUAUGUACAGGGAACACUGCACCAAUGAGCUACCCCUUGUAGUAAUGAAGUUAACUGAAAUUCAGUUAUUUGUCUGUCCUACUCAAUAUAGUUGGUUAUUUAUUUUGUUUUUUUGAGGCCAAUCUGGUCUCUUUUAUAAUAAAACAGCAAUUUAUCUAUGUUGAGUAUGGCAGUUACAAGUAAUUAGAUUGAGUAAAAUUAAUUUACUGCUAAAAUUUAUAAAAUUGAUGGGUAGCUCAUUUCCUGCAGCCAUCUGUAUGAUCAAUGUCCAGUACAUGUGCUGCCUGAGAGCUACAGGCAGUUAUUUUAAUUGACCUAGGCAAGUACAAGACAUGCAACUUAUGUUUGAUGAAAAUGUCUUCCGCUUUAUUAAGUUUCCAAAGAAUUCUCCCUCAAUGUAUUCUGAGUUCGUUGAUAUGAUUUCGGACACGACGUGUGUAUGUAGCGUGCUAGAAAAUAUAGAUUUAUAUUAUAUCAUUAUUCCCCUGCUUUUAAUGGCUGCAAACAUUAAAUUGCAUAUUGUUCACAAAGUGAACGGUUAUUUCGAUGCGGCCAUUAGAAACAUGGCGACUUGUUUCUUAGUUUUAGUUAAAUCACAACGUAGUUUGCACUAUUUAAGUUUUUAUAUGACUAGCUGUUGAUUUUAUGGCAUUUUUGUUGAUAUGAAGUUUUGGAUCAAUGAUGUGACUUUUAACUAUGUUCUAUUCGCAAGUUUCGAGGCUAUUUACAGUAUUGAGAACAUCGCAUUGAUCUGAACGACAGCUACGAAACUGAAAUGCCAGUCCGACAGUGACUCUGAAUAAAUGUGCCUGGAUGGAUUUGGGGAAUUCUCAAUAGCAUGUUCACGACAUGAGAGGGCACCUCCAUUAAAACUAUGACAAUUUCAUUGAUAAUGCUAUCAAUAACUGUUCCGAAAAUAAUAAUAUAGGAUAAAAAUGCAGAAUGUUGUUUUUUUGGCGCGAAUUCUUUCUAAAUCAUGGGAUAAUAGGCGUCCACUCGAGUGUGUCGUGUCAAAAUGCAAAAAUGUAAUAUUUUUGAUGUUGUGUUAAAUAUUAAAUAUAAUUUAACUGUUGAUCUCGUGUUGAGAAUGAUAUUCUGCGUUUUUAUAUAUUUUAGUGUAAGUGUCCUAGGUGUACGUACGUAGAUUAAUCAUAAAAUAAUAAGGUAAGCGAGGUAUGGAAUGUAAAUAUCAUUAAGUAGAUAAAUUUAAUGUUAUAGUUUGUUCAUAUUAUGUUCAUUUGCUUGAAUAAACGAUUUGGAUAA